UCAUAAGUCGUCAUAUCCGAGUAUGGUUCAAAAUGGCAUCCUUCACAUGGGCAACGCGAAGAGCGCUCUUCGGUGGUUUUCAACGCUCUGUGCGACUGCCUGUACCUUCCAGGAGUAAAUAUAUUGUCUUGCUUCCAGAAGUUCCUGAAGAUACAGCAGAAAGCAAUCCACUACUGAAGUAUACAGCAUUGCCUGAAUAUAAUAGCCUAACUGGGGAAAAGUGCUUUCGUGCCAUCGGAAAGCUUAUCAUCGAAUUUGAAUAUGGUCUUUGUAAACUUGAAGAUGACAUACGUGAUGGCAGCUAUGUCAAAACAUUUGAAUCUGUUAUGGAUCCACUGGAAAGGUUGGUUGCUCCAUUGGAUUUUGCUUGGAGUGCACUUCGAAACUUGUAUCUCAUCAACAAAAGUAGAGACAUUGAGGAAGCAUACAACAAAUUACACCUCAGAGUCCAACGUGCCCGUGCAAAGAAGUUUCAAAGUCUUCCCAUCUACCAUGCUGUAAAAGAAUUGCUAGUUGACAAGAAUUUGUACAACGAGAUGCAGCAUCAAGUGAUCCAGAAACAUUGCUUAGAGUCACGUCUGAUGGGAAUUGAUCUGUCAGUGUCAGACUCGAAGUAUCUUGGCACAGUUUUACAAAAGAUCGCCAGUGAGUCAGCAAAAUUUAGGGAGAAGCUGAGCAAGUCUUCUGCGCAAUUCAAGCACAGUGUGGAUGGUGACAUCGUGAAACACCUGCCAGACAGCCUCAUCAAGAAGCUAGCUGUUGACAAGUUGAAUCCUACACGAGGGCCCUGGAGAGUAACUCUUGAACAAGACAUCUACGAUGGCUUCAUGCAGUACUGUGGGGACCGGCUACAUCGUUGGAAUGUUUGGAAUGCUUAUAACACCAGGGCUUCCUUUGUCAAUCAGCAACUUAACAAUAGUCUCCAAAUAGAAGAGAUACGAUCCCUGAGGAAGACCCAAGCUGAUAUCCUGGGGUACAAGAACUUUGCUGAACUGGCUAUGGAGACAAAGAUGGCUGGCACUGUUGGGAAUGUGCAGGACACAAUCAAAGUCCUCUCUCAGAGUACAAAGUCAGCUGCUGAACAAGAAGUGCAAGCACUUCAGGAAUUCUGUGAGGAACGUGGCUUCAAGGAUAAGCUAGAACUGUGGGACAUGCCAUACUGGAGGCGUAAACAGCGCCAGGCAUUGUACAGAUAUGAUGAUGGUGAGGUACGACAGUACUUUCCUUUCCCAAAAGUUCUCAGUGGCCUUUUCAAGGUUUUGGAGAACUUGUUUGGCAUCAUCAUACAAGAUUCAAAGUCAAAUGCUGCUGCCUGGCAUCCUGAUGUCAAGGCCUAUGACAUACUUGACUCUGAAGGGAAACUUGCAGGUUCAUUCAUACUCGACCCAUACAUUAGGCCAAACAAACACUAUGGAGCUUGGGUAGAACCUGCUCGAAACAGAAGCAAAGUGUUGGGAACAAUUCCCAUGGCAUAUGCAGUAUUCAACUUCCCUGCCCCUCUACUUGGAAAUCCUUCCCUGCUUUCAUACCAAGACGUCUGUAACCUCGUUGGAAAGUUUGGCCAUGUGCUUCAGCAUUGUUUAACCAGAACAGAGUGCAGCGAAGUGUCAGGCCUAGUCAAUGUGGAAUGGGACCUCGUGGAAAUGUGCCCAAAUCUCUUCCAACUCCUCCUAUCAAGCCACAGCAUUGUCACGCAGCUCAGUGGGCAUACAGAAAGUGAUGAACCCAUUUCUGUCGAACUACAUUCAGCAUUACAAAAGUCAAGAAAUCACAUGGUAGCACUUGACUUAUGCUUUGAACUGUACUAUUCUGCACUGGAUCUAGAGUUGUACACACGAAAGGACUACUGGGGUGACCUCGUCAAGCAUCUUUGGCCACAGUUGAUUCCAAGAUUUGACCUCGACAAGCGAGAUUGUCAUCUAUGCUCCUUCACGCCAAUCAUAACUGAUGUGUAUCCUGCAGCCUUUUUCUCUUUCUUCUGGUCCAAGAUGAUUGCGGCAGACGUCUUCACUGCAUUUCAAGAUGCUAGACUUCAGGAAGGCGGAGACAUAUCACACGUUGGGAAAAGGUUCAAAGAGACGUUCCUUGAAUCAGGAGGCGGCUGCAAAGGAAGUGAAGUAUUCCGGAGAUUCAUGGGCCGGGAUCCAUCUCCUGAAGCCCUUGUCUCCGUCUAUGCACUUUCUAAUAAGAAAGAGCACUGAUUCUAGUUCUUCCACUGUUAUUAUUUGCCCAUGGCAUCCUAGUCUCAACUGAAUUUCAUGCAGUUGGGUUGUACAAGGUCAAUAAAUUAUGAAUAGCC
Molecule: messenger RNA, 2299 nt
Organism: Ornithodoros turicata
Lineage: Eukaryota; Metazoa; Arthropoda; Arachnida; Ixodida; Argasidae
Exons: 18
Coding region: 33-2201 (722 amino acids)
Biological process (GO): proteolysis
Molecular function (GO): metalloendopeptidase activity
Source: RefSeq, a predicted model, not a curated record